CUUCUCCAAUCUCUCUCCACCUUCGCCAUUCUCCUCGAGCUGCCGUGUGCCCCCCCCCCCCCCCCCCCCCUCUCUCCCCCCUGCGCCCCCGCCAUGGCUCAGCACGGCUUCCUCUCCUCCCUCCGCUCCCACCUCCGAUCCCCGCCGCCGCCGACCCACAUCCAGCCCCGCCGCGGGUACCACGUCGAGCUCGGCGCACGCGAAAAAGCGCUUUUAGAGGAAGAUGUUGCUUUGAAGAGGUUCAAAUCAUACAAGAACAGUGUGAAACGGGUCUCGAAAAUCGGGAAUGUUCUCACUCUCGUUGUCUUUGCUGCCUGCAGCUAUGAGAUCGUUGCACUGGCAACAAGCACCCAAUGAAGGAAAGCGCAGUCGGUGUGAGCCCCUUAGAUCUGCCAGAAAGUGAUUCAUCUCAUAAACUGGCAUUUUACCAGCACUCUUUUGAGCCUCCUGUCGAUCUUAUGUCAUGUAAAAUAAAGCAAACUAGGUUGACCUUAUUUGGGAGUCGCUUUCUAUUUUCAAUGCCUACUUGUUGCACAAAUGGAAGGUUUCAUUUCUUCGAGGAGUUUCAAUAAAUUGUCGACCUCGGAUC
Hordeum vulgare subsp. vulgare (domesticated barley) is the source of this 589-nucleotide messenger RNA. RefSeq names its product succinate dehydrogenase subunit 7, mitochondrial-like. The record is from RefSeq and is a predicted model, not a curated record. Lineage: Eukaryota; Viridiplantae; Streptophyta; Magnoliopsida; Poales; Poaceae. The transcript has 3 exons. Bases 94 to 357 code for a protein of 87 amino acids.